AUGCGUUCUACCCUGGUGCUCGCCCAGCUGUCCCUGCUCUUGACGUCUGUCCACGCCUUCUUUCCCUGGGAAGUAUCUCAGCAUUGUCCAUUCGAAGGUGGCUGCAGUUCCUCCAAGAGGGAGUUGAAGGAUCAGGAUGCCCUUGGAUCUGAUGCCCUCGAUGCCAUCAAGGCCAUUAACUUCCCCGGCUUCCACGUUGGCCCUCAAAUCACAAAGGAAUCAUUGACUGAAGAAUCCGAGUCCGAACGAGUCGCCCGCGAGGUUCAACGUCUUUCUCGCAAAUAUGCGAGGUUCCAGUCCGCUGCUAUCCGAGAGAGGGCAUCCAAGUCUAAAAGACAGAGCCUGUAUCGCAUUGUUACAGCGGCAGACACCACUCUCAAAACCGCAGCCGCCGUCGCUCAGGAUGGUACCGACUUUUCCUACUUUGCCCAGGUCAAACUAGGUUCCAAGGAGAAGCCUCUGUGGAUGCUCAUCGACACCGGAGCGGGAACUAGUUGGGUUAUGGGCAGUUCCUGCACCUCCUCGGCUUGCGCGAAGCAUGGCUCGUAUGGACCUACGGACUCGGAUACGUACAAGGCAACCGGGGAGACUUUUGCUGUCGCCUACGGAUCGGGUUCAGUUAAAGGCGAUAAGAUCACCGACACCGUUUCCUUUGCGGGCAUGAAGUUUGACUUCCAGUUUGGUGUGGCCAACGAGACGUCGGAUGAUUUCAACCACUUCCCUUUCGACGGCAUUUUAGGACUUUCCAUGGCAGGUGGAGAGACGGAUAACUUCAUGCAAGUUGUCAAAAGUUCCGGCCAACUUCCCGCCAACAUUUUCUGUGUAUACCUCAAUAGAGCGGCGGACGGACCGAACACGAGCGAAAUCAGCUUUGGUACCUGCAACACUGACAAGUACACCGGCAACAUCACUUAUACCGGAGUUGGUAACGACAACGGAGAUUGGGCGAUCCCCCUUGAUGGCAUUCAGUACGACGGCCUCAAGUCUGGCGCAGCUGGCAAGCUCGCUUAUGUCGACACCGGUACUUCUUACGUCUUUGGACCCCAGACCGACGUAGCUGCGUUCCACAAGAAUAUUCCUGGGUCUACCUCGGACGAUGGUACAACAUACAAGGUGCCGUGCGACAGCAACAAGGAUGUAACAUACACCUUCUCUGGUGUCAGCUAUGUGAUCUCCCCUAAGGACUGGAGAUCCAGCCCUGCCGCAGAUGGGACAUGCACUAGCAACAUCUACGGCCAUGAGGUCGUAGCUGGAGCCUGGCUUUUGGGAGACGUCUUCCUCAAGAAUGUCUAUGCCGUAUUUGACAAGGACCAAAAACGCAUAGGAUUUGCGACUAGAGUCGACCCUCCACCAGUAACCAGUACUGCAACUGCUUCGGCCACACCGGCAGUGGUCAACAACCCCGGCCAAACGACUGCCGUAUCAGCUACGCCGACGACUGGUCCCGCCCUUGGCUUGGGUGGGCACGAGACCUCCACAGGGAGCGCCGCUGCGCAGACCUCAGCCACAGCUCAGUCAGGAGCUGCAUCAUAUACCUCUUUCACUCACGUCAGUGUGGCCGCCGCAGCAUCUUUCUGCUUGUUUGCCAUGUUGGGAUUCUUCUGA
Messenger RNA from Colletotrichum phormii, 1605 nucleotides. RefSeq names its product aspartic peptidase domain-containing protein. Gene Ontology annotation, biological process: proteolysis. Lineage: Eukaryota; Fungi; Ascomycota; Sordariomycetes; Glomerellales; Glomerellaceae. The record is from RefSeq and is a predicted model, not a curated record. The coding region runs from base 1 to 1605 and encodes 534 amino acids. Gene Ontology annotation, molecular function: aspartic-type endopeptidase activity. The transcript has 3 exons.